AAGCCCCACGACGAUGGCGGCGAUGGCGGUGGCGCUGCGGGGAUUAAGAGGGCGCUUCCGGUGGCGGACUCAGGCCGUGGCGGGCGGGGUGCGGGGCGCGGCGCAGGGCGCAGCAGCAGGUCAGAGGGACUAUGAUCUCCUGGUGAUCGGCGGGGGAUCUGGCGGCCUGGCUUGUGCCAAGGAGGCCGCUCAGCUGGGAAGGAAGGUGGCCGUGGUGGACUACGUGGAACCUUCUCCCCAAGGCACUCGGUGGGGCCUCGGCGGCACCUGCGUCAACGUGGGCUGUAUCCCCAAGAAGCUGAUGCACCAGGCGGCACUGCUGGGAGGCCUGAUCCGAGAUGCCCCCCACUAUGGCUGGGAGGUGGCCCAGCCUGUGCCGCAUGACUGGAGGAAGAUGGCAGAAGCUGUUCAAAACCACGUGAAAUCCCUGAACUGGGGCCACCGUGUCCAGCUUCAGGACAGAAAAGUCAAGUACUUUAACAUCAAAGCCAGCUUUGUUGACGAGCACACGGUUUGCGGCGUUGCCAAAGGUGGGAAAGAGAUUCUGCUAUCAGCUGACCACAUCAUCAUUGCUACUGGAGGGCGGCCGAGAUACCCCACGCACAUCGAAGGUGCCUUGGAAUAUGGAAUCACAAGUGAUGACAUCUUCUGGCUGAAGGAAUCCCCUGGAAAAACGUUGGUGGUCGGGGCCAGCUAUGUGGCCCUGGAGUGUGCUGGCUUCCUCACUGGGAUUGGGCUGGACACCACCAUCAUGAUGCGCAGCAUCCCCCUCCGCGGCUUCGACCAGCAAAUGUCCUCCAUGGUCAUAGAGCACAUGGCAUCUCAUGGCACCCGGUUCCUGAGGGGCUGUGCCCCCUCCCGGGUCAGGAGGCUCCCUGAUGGCCAGCUGCAGGUCACCUGGGAGGACCGCACCACCGGCAAGGAGGACACGGGCACCUUCGACACCGUGCUGUGGGCCAUAGCACCUCGCAUCUCUGCGUGUCUCCCCACCACCGUGGGACAUGCUGGAAAAACCAGAGAAGAGACUGAGAUGGCAUCAGCCAGGUGUCCUUAUCGAGGAGCAACUAGGCAAUCGUCCUCGCCUUCCCUGGCCCUUGAGCGAUUGCUUAUUAAGGUUUCAGCACAUAAAUCCUACUUGUCACCUUCCAGGUUUAAGUCUUGGUAUGUUUUUUUUUUUUUUUUGAGAUGGAGUCUCGCUCCGUCGCCGAGGCUGGAGUGCAGUGGCAACCUCCGCCUCCCGGGUUCAAGCGAUUCUCCUGCCUCAGCCUCCUGGGCAGCUGGGGCUACAGGCGCCCACCACUACACCCGACAAAUUUUUGUAUUUUUAGUAGAGACGGGGUUUCACCAUGUAGGCCAGGAUGGUCUUAAUCUCCUGACCUCGUGAUCCACCUGCCUUGGCCUCCCAAAGUACUGAGAUUACAGGUGUGAGCCACUGCACCUGACCAGUAUGUAUUUUUUCUUUAGCAUAUUAAAUGUUUUGCUGCUUCAGGCUUUCCAGCUAGGUUUUUUUCUUUUUUUGCGUGUGAAACAGGGUCUCUCUCUGUUGCCUAGGAGGAGUGUGGUGGUGUGAUCAUAGCUCACUGCAGCCUCCACCUCCCAGGCUCAAUCAGUCUUCCCAUCUCAGCCUUCUAAGUGCUGGGAUUACAGGUUUGAGCUACUGUGCCCAGCCAAACUAGUUUGUUGUUUUUAACAUAAAAAUGAUAUGGAUUUGAAAGUUUUAAAAAUUGUGGUGACAUACACAUAACAUCAAAUUCAUCAUCUUAAGCAUUUUAAAGUAUAUAGUUCAGUGGUGUUAAGUACGUUCAUAUUGUACAAGCAGCAUGACCAUCCAUCUCUAGAACUUUUCCAUUAUCUCCAAACUGAGCUCUGUCCCCAUUAAACACUCACUCCCUGCUGCCCCAGGCACUCACCCUUCACUGUCUGUCUCUAUGGAUCUGACUCCUCGAGGGACUUCACGUAAGCAGAGUCAUGCAGUGUUUGUCCUUUUGCGACUGGCUCAUUUCUCUUAGCACAAUGUUUUCAGGGCGCAUCCAUGUUGCAGCAUCUGUUAGAGUUAACAUCUGUGUAGCACGUGCCAGCAUUUCCUUCCUGUUGAAGGCUGAGUUGUAUGUGUGUCCAUCAUCUGUCAGUGGACACUCAGGUGGCUUCUGUCUUUUGGCUGUUGUGGAUCAUGCUGCUGUGAACAUGGGUGUGCACAAGCCACCUGUUUUCAGCACAUAAAAAUGACGCAGACUUUUUAAAGUUCUGGCCAGCCUUCUCGUGGCUUUCAGUAUUUCCCAGUGGGUCCCUUUGGGCCUGGCAGGUCAUCACAUGCCAGGAGUGGCAUCUUGCAGGCCUUUCCAGAAGUCACAUUUCAAAGGCUUCCAAAGACAUCACCCUUCCAGUGCUGGGCAGAGGCCUGGGUAUUUCCUGGCCAGGUGUGGGCUGGCUACAACUUGCUGGGCACAGUCUGGUCUCACCUUCUUGCUCUCUGUCAGGUGUAGGUCUGGUUUUGCAUGGGGCAGAGGCCGAGCAGGUGUGGGGAGUGUGGACGCAGCCAGGGGAUACCUGUGCCCAGGCCUGGGCCGGAGCUGUCUGAGGGGACUGGUGAGGGGCAGCUGGAGCCAACAGGGAUCGCCCAGACACUGCCCUGUCCCAGGCCUGCUGCAAAGCUGGGCGCGGAGGCCAUUGCAGAUGGGCCACCACAAGGAGGGCUGCAGGUCCUCAUCAGGGUGGGUGGCAGCACACACAGCAUGCCUGCUCAGAUGUCCUACCCACCUCGGUGCCUGGCCAUCUGGUUUAGGCUCCUAGUUUUCCCAAUCGCCCUGUCAACUUGCAUGUUGAAGGCGGGAGCAACCUAGUCAGUGUUGUUAGUUCUCCGAGGCCUUUCCAUGCUGAGCCUGGUCUGUUGUCCCCUGCGAGAGCCCGAGAUCAGAGCCAGCGUCCCUCUCAGAUCACCUGGCUCCACCUCCAUCAGCUAACCGGGCUUACGUUGGGCUGGCCAGGUGUCAGUGUUCCCUGGGGGAGGGCUCCCGGAGGCACAAGCUGUGUCAUAGGGUGAUGCACUUCUGAAGCAGUCACUCGGAAUGGGAAAUCAGAACGGAAACCAGCCUGGAGCGGCUGAGGCUUCACUUUUGUGCAGUGGACACAAGCACAGAGGUGAUGACCGGGGCGGACCUGAGACGCCCGAGCGUACGCAGGGCUCUUGGCCCGGAGGUGAUCAGUCAGCAAGAGCAAUGUUCUCAGUCACAUUGUAAAAGUAGAUUUUAAGUAAGUUUAUUAUGAUAAACACUAUGAAGGAUUAGGUAACGUUUUGGACUUUGAAGUGUACUGAUGGUUCUCAUCCUAAACUCUAUUUUUCUUUCAAAAUUUAUCCUCCUACUAUCAUUCCCAAAUAAACUCCACUUUAAAGGGGA
Messenger RNA from Symphalangus syndactylus (siamang), 3395 nucleotides. RefSeq names its product thioredoxin reductase 2 (gene TXNRD2). Gene Ontology annotation, molecular function: thioredoxin-disulfide reductase (NADPH) activity; glutathione-disulfide reductase (NADPH) activity; flavin adenine dinucleotide binding. Gene Ontology annotation, biological process: cellular response to oxidative stress; cell redox homeostasis; glutathione metabolic process. Lineage: Eukaryota; Metazoa; Chordata; Mammalia; Primates; Hylobatidae. Gene Ontology annotation, cellular component: mitochondrion; cytosol. The record is from RefSeq and is a predicted model, not a curated record.